Molecule: messenger RNA, 1065 nt
Organism: Cryptomeria japonica (Japanese cedar)
Lineage: Eukaryota; Viridiplantae; Streptophyta; Pinopsida; Cupressales; Cupressaceae
Product: wax ester synthase/diacylglycerol acyltransferase 4-like
Exons: 4
Coding region: 1-1065 (354 amino acids)
Biological process (GO): triglyceride biosynthetic process
Cellular component (GO): plasma membrane
Molecular function (GO): diacylglycerol O-acyltransferase activity; long-chain-alcohol O-fatty-acyltransferase activity
Source: RefSeq, a predicted model, not a curated record
AUGCAGGAGAAGGACAAGCACAACAAUCUGCAAUGGUGUGCAAGAGAGGUGGUGAUAGAGGAUCACGUGAUUGUUCCAUCCUUAAGUGUCUCCACUGUAAAAGAUCUCAACUUUGUAAACGAGUAUACAACCUCUCUAAUGACUGCUCCUCCACUUGACCCAAGCAGGCCUCUGUCGGAAGUCCAUGUGUUAAAUGUUUCUUCUAGAGAUGCAGCAGCCAGCCUUGUAUUCAGAAUCCAUCAUUCAUUAGGAGAUUGUGUCUCUAUGCUCUCCCUCUUAAUAAAUUCUACAAGCAAAGCUGCAAAUCCUAACGUGUCACAAACCAUCUCACAACAUAAAUCUUCUGACCAGAGAUCCACAGGUUUUCUCCAAAUUGUUUACAAUGUCAUUGCAGGGCUUUGGCUCACAUUUCUCUGUGUGUUCGACUAUAUGAUCGUUCUGCUAUGGAACGGGGACCAGAAUUUAUUGAAAGAAGCGAGCAGAGCAAAAAUUAGUUCAAAGCGUCUGGCUCAUGUUACUCUCAACAUUGAAGAUAUUUGCUUGGUCAAAAAGGCCGUUAAUGGGGAUCUGGAUAGGAACAUGAAAAACCCAUCAAAAUCUAUGUGGGGUAAUAAACUAGGUUUUUGGAUGAUUCCUCUUCCGACCUUCCACUAUGGAGAUCCCCUUCAAUACUGCCGUGUUACAACAAUGAUGUCCAGGCUGAAGAAGUUAUCUUUCGAGGUCUCAAUGAUAUACGCCAUAACCAAAUACAUGCCAACUAAGUUGGUGGCGUACAUUUCCACUAAACUGGCCGAGAGCACUACAUUGGGCAUAUCCAAUGUGAUGGGGCCCGUUGAACAGAUCCAAUACGGUGAUAACCCCAUUACUCAUAUUAUUCCCACGGCUCACCUUAACUAUCGUUCUAUUGUGAUGCAUUUCAUAAGCUAUGCUGGAAAAGGGAAGCUGGUUGCAUUAGUACCGGAAGACGUAAUUGCAGACCCACAACAGCUUUGUGAGGAUUGUGCAGACGCCCUGCAAGUGAUGAAAGAAGCAGCCGCUAAAACAGCUUCACUGAAUUUAUCUUGA